CAGAUGGCGCAUCAAGGUGAGUCAAAAGUGUAUUUAUAAAUUCGCUAUUAAUUUCUUGUGUUUAUCGUUUGGUUUACGGUCGUUCCUUAGAAGGUUUCGCUUGUUUAGUUACGUGACAGUGUUUGUUAUUAAUUAGUUUAAGGAAAAACAUCAAAAAUGCCGGUUUUCCACACAAAAACAAUCGAAUCUAUUUUGGAGCCCGUUGCACAACAGGUUUCGAAACUUGUCAUUUUGCACGAAGAAGCCGAAGAUGGGAUCCCUAUGCCCGAUUUGGAGCAACCCGUGCGGAGUGUCUCAAACGCGGUCUCGAAUCUGGUCAAAGUCGGACGUGAGACAAUCAACAGCUCCGAUGACCCCAUUUUGCGCCAGGACAUGCCCGCGGCGCUGGUCCGCGUCGAACGCUCCUCGAAACUCCUGGAAGAGGCAAGCAGUAUGCUUAAAUCCGACCCUUACUCGUCCCCGGCCCGAAAACGGCUAAUCGAGGGCAGUGGGGGCAUUCUACAAGCCACUUCGGCCCUUCUCCUAUGCUUCGACGAGUCAGAAGUGAGGAAAAUCAUAAGGGAGUGCCACCGGGUGCUUGACUACCUCGCCGUAGCCGAAGUUAUCGAAACUUUGGACGAAUUGGUGCAGUUUUUGCGCGACUUGAGCCCCUGUCUCAGUAAAGUCAGUCGCGAAGUGAGCGCUAGAGAGAAAGAAUUGACCCAUCAAGUCCACUCGGAGAUUCUAGUCCGAUGUCUGGACCAAGUCAAAACUCUAGCCCCAAUUCUCAUCUGCUCCAUGAAAAUCUACAUUCAGAUUGUGUCACAAGGGGGCAAACGCGUCGAAGAAGCCAUCGAAAACCGCAAUUAUUUAGCCCAGAGAAUGACCGAUGAAAUCAACGAAAUUAUCCGAGUUUUGCAACUAACGAGUUAUGACGAGGAACAGUCCGAUUUAGACAAUUUAACAGUUUUAAAAAAGUUGCAGAACGCAAUUCAGAAUAAGAUAAACACUGCCAAUGACUGGCUUUUGGACCCCAAUGCCGUACGUGGGGGUAUUGGGGAGAAAAGUCUCCGACAGAUUAUUGAAGCGGCCCAAAAAGUAGCCGAGCGAUGUCUUCCUCAAGACGCCCGCAAUAUUAACAAAUUGUGUUCGGAGUUGAACACCAUGACUGAUGCCCUUUGUGAGUUGAGACAGGACGGGAAAGGGGCCACUCCACAAGCCGAGUCUUUGGCGCGUGGUAUUAAAGAGAAGUUGGGGAAUUUGCAACAAGCUGUGUUGAACGCUGUCGUGGCUGUGGAUAAGGCAGGGUUGCAACAGACGGCACAUACGGUUCAAGGGAGGUUGGAGCAGGCGAGGAAAUGGUUGUCGAAUCCAGGACAUGACGAUAAGGGCCUAGGGAAGAGGGCUAUUGCGUUGAUUGUCGAGGAAGGAAGGAAGGUCGCUGAUGGCCUCCCUGGGGUGCAAAAAGCGGAAAUCUUGCAACUGUGCGACGAAGUCGACGCUCUUUCCAACCAACUCGCCAACUUGUGCGCCCAAGGCAAAGGCAACACCCCCGAAGCGCAAGAAAUCGCUCGUAAACUCUCCCAAAAACUCCACGAAUUAAAAGAACGCAUCAAUCAAGCAGUAGUAAAUCGAGUAGUUGAAGAUUUCAUCGACAUUGUCACCCCUUUGAAACAAUUCACUGAUGCUGUUCUAGCACCCGAAGGUACGCCCAAUCGUGAUCAGAAUUUCGCCGACAAGGCUGCCAACCUACAACAAUUUACCAACCGUGCCGUCAAAACCGCUCGAAUGGUAGCAGCUGGCGGCAGUAGUGGUAAUAAGAAACUCGCCGAAGCUUUACAAAGUGCCUCUAAUCAAGUGGAGAGUUUAACACCGCAACUUGUCUCUGCGGGAAGUAUUCGAAUGAAUUAUCCGACAAGUAAGGCAGCAGAUGAGCAUUUUGAGAAUUUGAGACAACAAUAUGCUGAUACCGUGACGAAAAUGAGGAAUUUGUGCGAUGAAGCGACCGAUUCGGGUGAUUUUAUUAAAGCAUCAGAGGAGCAGAUGAGGAAACAUACGUUUUUGUGUGAGGAGGCGAUUAAAAAUAGACAGCCACAGAAAAUGGUAGAUAAUACAUCGGCGAUUGCGAGAUUGGCCAAUAGGGUGUUGUUGGUGGCGAAACAAGAGAGUGACAAUUCGGAAGAUCCGAGUUUUAUCGAUGAUGUUAAUCGGGCAUCAGAUGCCCUUCAAGGGUCAAUACCACCGAUGGUGCAAGAUGCCAAGUCAGUGGCGGUUAAUCCGGCAGAUGGAGCCGCUGUAUCCAGAUGGAGGGACUCCAAUAAAGCGUUAUUGAAUGCUGUGGGUGACGUCCGCAAAGCUGUGCAAAUCAACCCUGAACUGCCCCCACUUCCGGAUAUAAACUCAUUGAAUCUUGAACCCGCCCCCAACAGUCUAUUUAUUGAUAAAGUUGGCGAACCGCUAAGAAACACACCGACACCCGGUCGUGAUCCGGGGGCACUCAGUCCAACCCCUCAUCAACACGGACGCGUCAGUCCAUUACCGAAAUGGGCAAGAGGGGAUAAUUCCGACUUGCUCUGUCAAGAACUUAUCCCUAGCGUAGAUCGUGAACCAGGAUAUUGCAGUUUUAUCCCGGAAUAUAUUUUAGAAGACGAUAUGGCUCCGCCCAGACCACCAUUGCCUCAUGAUGGAGCACCAAUGCGUCCGCCACCACCACCACCGGAAACCGAUGAUGAAGAUGAUGUAUUUAGACACGCCCCUAGUUCCACCCAACCGAUUAUGGUCGCCGCCCAUAAUCUACAUCGGGAGGUGCGUCAAUGGUCGGCUAAAGACAACGAAUUGAUUGCUGCAGCUAAGAGAAUGGCUGUUUUGAUGGCCCAUCUUUCUGAAUUGGUUCAUAAUGAUGAUAAGGGUAGUAAACGUGAACUUAUAGCAACGGCUAAAGCUAUAGCUGAUGCUAGUAAUGACGUCACGAGAAUUGCUAAACAAUUGGCGAGGGAGUGUACGGAUAAGAGGAUUCGUACGAAUUUGCUACAGGUGUGUGAGAGGAUUCCCACUAUUGCUACGCAAUUGAAGAUUUUGAGUACGGUGAAGGCCACCAUGUUGGGAGCGCAAGGUUCGGAGGAAGAUCGCGAAGCAACGGAAAUGUUGGAGGGUAACGCCCAGAAUCUCAUGCAAAGCGUAAAAGAGACAGUCCGAGCAGCAGAGAGUGCCAGCGUCAAGAUUCACGCCCAGACCCAUGGUAAAUUGAGAUGGGUACGAAGACAACCAUGGUACGCCUAUGCUUAGACAAUUUACGAAAGAAAAAAAUGUAAAUUGGUUGUUUGAUUUCAACGAUAUUGUGUUCAUUUUAUUUUUAAUAAGUCUAACUAACGAAGAUGUUACGAAACUGUAAAAUUAUGAUUGGUUAUUAAUUCUCACAAACACAAUAGAACACAAUCAAUCUCUAUUUUGUGUCUAUCUAGUGAUAGGAAAACUUGCCUUAGUGGAAUGUAUCUAUAAUAGUUAUUUUUCUAUGCUUUAUUAUAAAAAUAUAUACAUACUAUUAUAUAAUAAUAGGAAUAAUAUUUAUACACAAGUGCAAUAGUGCCAAAUUUUAUGUUAAGUAUAGCCAUGUCUGUUAUUAUUUAAAAGUACAAAUUCUUGAGGCAAUAUCCCAUGGCUUGAACUUGUUGAAAAUGUGCUUAAAUUUAUAUUGCGCUAAAUGUUUUUAUUUAAUAUUAUUAAUUUUUUAACUAUGUAUUUUAUUUGUACUUGGAAUGAAUUUUGUGUAACAAAUUAAUAAAAAUUGUUUAUAC
This is a messenger RNA of Tribolium madens (black flour beetle), 3773 nucleotides long. RefSeq names its product vinculin. The transcript has 10 exons. Bases 157 to 3264 code for a protein of 1035 amino acids. NCBI's taxonomy places the organism in Eukaryota, Metazoa, Arthropoda, Insecta, Coleoptera, Tenebrionidae. Gene Ontology annotation, biological process: cell adhesion. Gene Ontology annotation, cellular component: actin cytoskeleton. Gene Ontology annotation, molecular function: structural molecule activity; actin filament binding. The record is from RefSeq and is a predicted model, not a curated record.